Bemisia tabaci is the source of this 1551-nucleotide messenger RNA. RefSeq names its product regucalcin. The record is from RefSeq and is a predicted model, not a curated record. Lineage: Eukaryota; Metazoa; Arthropoda; Insecta; Hemiptera; Aleyrodidae. Gene Ontology annotation, biological process: L-ascorbic acid biosynthetic process. Gene Ontology annotation, molecular function: calcium ion binding; gluconolactonase activity; enzyme regulator activity.
GUUGACAAGUCGUGCGACGACCAAGGCAUCCGCGGUAUCGGGACAGCGUUGCGUCCUUUAAUUACAUAAUUGCAGAAGCCACGCCAGUGUUUCGUCCAAUCUCGCCUUGGCGAAAAAAACUGCACGAAUCACCGAUGUGGUGCAAAUUACCGGUCGGCCAGUUCCAACCCACCAGUUAGGACAAUUAGCAGCGAAAGCACCGAGAGUGGAGGGUGUACUUUCCACUGGAACGAAGUGUAAAAAUCUCCGCGUUUUUUCCAUGCACGCAGCGCGCUCGGAAGGAACUCCCCGAAGGAAGGUUAAAAAUAAACGAGCAUCGUCGCCGACGGUUAUCAAGUUAAAAUUCGAGGCGGCUUCGCUGAUUACUUUUUAUCACGCUGCCCCGAGAAGGGUUUAAAUAAGUGUCGGUGAUAACGGAGCUUCAGUGUUUUCGGACGAGAGGAGCAUUUCACUUUAUCCGCGGUGAACGUUCCAACAUUUAAAAGUAUCAAAAUGUCAUCAAAAGUUCAAGUUACUCCAAUCGGACCACAACUGAGCCUCGGAGAAGGACCUCACUGGGAUGAAAAGACCAAAACCUUGUAUUAUGUUGACAUUGUGGAGUCGGCAAUACAUCGAUACGUCCCGCACAAAAAUGAGCAUAGUCAUUGCAAACUCAAAGGAAAAACGGUGUCAUUUGUCGUACCUGUUGAGGGUAAAGAGGACAGUGAGUUUGUUGUUGGCCUGGAGCGGGACGUCGUGCACGUGGUUUGGGACCUGAAAAGCAACAAACCGACUGCAACGAAAGUCCUUUGCAGCGCGGAGGAAGACCGGGGACGAAACCGGUUGAAUGACGGCAAAGUGGACCCCACCGGCCGGUUGUGGGCGGGGACAAUGCUGCACCUUGGCGAAGUUGAUAACUACCCUUUUUCGUCCCAUCUGUACAGCUUUGACAAAGGAUCAAAGCCGAAGAGACAUCUCUCAGAAAUUGCCAUCUCCAACGGACUCGCGUGGAGUCCAGAUCACACGAAAUUUUACUACAUCGACUCGUUUAAAUUUAAAGUGCAAGCAUAUGAUUAUGACAAAUCCAGCGGUACCAUCAGCAAUGAAAGGACAGUUUUCGAUUUUAAAGCAAAUAACGUGGAAGGAUUCCCGGACGGCAUGACAAUUGAUAGUGAAGGUAAACUAUGGGUCGCUGUCUACUCCGGUGCAAAGGUGAUCCGAGUUGACCCCGAUACGGGGAAACUCCUGUACACGCUACCAAUUCCAAGCUGGGAAGUGACGUCAGUGGUAUUCGGAGGUCCGAACUUGGACGAACUAUACGUCACGAGUGCAAACCAGUUUAAGAACAAUCCGAAAGACAAAUACCCACAACCUGGACAAACUUUCAAAGUUACCAAUCUCGGUGUCAAAGGCACACCCAGCGUCUCGAUUAAACUGAACUAAACUACAUUUCUCUCCCGUCGCGUCGUUGAAAUGCACGAGCACUCUGAUUUAAAAAAUGUGAAUAUCGCUGCGCUGGUGAACCGAGAAACUGUAGUAAGAGUGCGUAUCUCCGGAAAACACAAUUUUUCA